Messenger RNA from Botrytis cinerea B05.10, 781 nucleotides. RefSeq lists its product as hypothetical. The transcript is spliced from 2 exons. Lineage: Eukaryota; Fungi; Ascomycota; Leotiomycetes; Helotiales; Sclerotiniaceae. The coding region runs from base 131 to 553 and encodes 140 amino acids. The record is from RefSeq and is a predicted model, not a curated record.
GAAGCCGUGUUGAUUGCAUAUACAAAUCAAUGUAGAUAUACAUCACGGUAGAUUAUCUUAUAUUUUAUCUGAAUCUGAAGCUUUAUUCUCAUACGUUCCAUUUACAAUUUUAAUUUAUCAAUCGAAGAAAAUGUCCGAUCAAGACCAGGCAGUUGAAAAUGCCAAAAAGACUACAAUUUCUUACGCACAAGAUUGGGGCCGCUCACCUCUCCCCCCCGUCCUCCUCGCAACCUUCACUACUGCGCUACAUGCUCGCCCCCUCCAGCCUCUCCCCCUAGCCUUCACCCCCGUCUUUCUCUUCAGUACCUACCUCAAUCUCUCUGGGUACGCCAUUGACUCCGCCGGCUUGACAGCUGCCUGGUCUGGUCUCUACCUCAUCUUGGCAAACCGAAGGAAAGCCUCGGGAAAGAACAUGUAUGCAAGAAUUGGGAGCAAAUUUGGAGCGAGAGGUAUGGUCCGAGGUGCUGCAAUGGGUGUUGCAGGUUUGAACUUGGUAGGCGGUGGAAUCACAUAUGCCUUUGGCAAGAGGGCGGAUGAAGAUAAAACUCUUUGAGUGUAUGAAUAGCUAAGGUUUGGGGCAUUGUAUCAUAUUAUGUGUGUAGAGUAAAGGGUUCAAAAGGGUAUCAAAAGAAAAGUGUCGACAUGAGCAGCGGUGAUAUCAGUCUACGGUCAAUUGUCAACAGCAAAGCCAUUGGGUUUGGAUACAAUUUCUCAUGAAAUGUCUCGAGAGUUGUUUGUAUGAAGAAUGUGUGUAGCCAGGUAUGAAUUAGAAGUUUAUACA